Messenger RNA from Cotesia glomerata, 2203 nucleotides. Its product is annotated as protein dissatisfaction-like. Gene Ontology annotation, molecular function: nuclear receptor activity; zinc ion binding; RNA polymerase II cis-regulatory region sequence-specific DNA binding. Lineage: Eukaryota; Metazoa; Arthropoda; Insecta; Hymenoptera; Braconidae. The transcript has 8 exons. The record is from RefSeq and is a predicted model, not a curated record. The coding region runs from base 455 to 1663 and encodes 402 amino acids. Gene Ontology annotation, biological process: anatomical structure development; regulation of transcription by RNA polymerase II; cell differentiation.
AACACUUCAGUUGAUGUGUUAUGUGGUUGAUAGUCGACGUACUCUUUCACCGCAGUUACCCCUUAGACUGGUUCGGUGUUUGCAUUAUUAAGCUUGAGAAAACUACAGGUGGAAAAGGCCUUCCGGGAGCUUUUAUUAGCGCGUGCGAGGGCGAACGGAUAUCAGGAACGCCUUGAGGGCGAGUGCACGUGCGAGGGUCGUCCAAAUAGUUUAAUAGUAGAGUGAUAUCAAGUUGAAAGAGUGAGUGAGGGAGUGUAAGUAAAAGAAAAGUCACUUCGGGUUGGAGGAAAGAGAAUUCAAGGGCGGCUAUCAGCCUUCAAGUGUUGUAUAUCAUGUACUUAACGUGAUUUCAUGCGCCGUUGUGGUCAUGAUAAUCGUGUAAAAAUUCACAAAGUUGCAUAGAUUGUCAUUGUACAGUAUUUGUACUUCAAGCUUUAUCUACUAUUAAGGAGUGAUGGAAGAACAUAACAGGGACUCGGCACUUUGCAAAGUUUGUGGAGACAAAGCGUCGGGAAAACAUUAUGGUGUGUCAAGCUGUGAUGGUUGUCGAGGCUUUUUUAAACGGUCAAUUCGCAGGUAUGCCAGAAAUUUAGAUUAUGUUUGCAAAGAAAACGGUCAAUGUAUUGUUGAUGUCUCAAGAAGAAAUCAAUGCCAAGCUUGUAGAUUUGCUAAAUGUCUUGAAGUGAACAUGAAACGAGAUGGUAUGUUUCAAAUUACAGCGGUACAACAUGAAAGAGCACCGAGAAGUACAUCGUCGUUGGUUUCCGCCGCGAGAAGAGUACCCUCGGCGAUCUAUCCAGGAAUCUCUCAUGUCUAUCACACUGCAAGCAACCCCUACCAUCCGCUUUUAUAUCCAACGCUCUUUCCGUUCAAGCCUAGUGUACCAACUUUUAGUCCCGGUGUCGCACACUUUUUGCCACGACCUAUUGCAGAACCUUUAACUGUGGCUGCUGCUAAGGAAGACGAAGUUACAAGUUCAGAAGAAGCGAGAACUGUCGUUCAAAGAUGCGAACAAAAAGAUCAUAUGAAUGUACCUACAAUACCACCUUCAAUAUCGAAUCCAUCAUUAUCAGACUAUGGAAUUUCUAAUCAGUCAUUGUUGUUGACAGAAAAUGUUUAUGAAUCAGCAGCAAGAUUACUUUUUUUAGCUGUAAAAUGGGCAAGAAGUAUUCCGUCUUUUUUAGAAUUAUCAUAUAGGGAUCAAGCAAUUUUAUUAGAAGAAUCGUGGAGCGAAUUAUUCGUUCUUACAGCUGCACAGUGGAAUUUUUCUAUCGACGAAUCAAUAUUAGUACCAUUGAUUCUUCCAACAGAGAGAAAACAAAUUCUUGCAGAUGAAUUAAAACGACUUCGUGAAUUAUUGACGCGUUUUACAAUUUUACGCGUUGAUCAUUCAGAGUAUGCAUGCUUGAAAGCAAUAGCUCUCUUUAAAGGAGAAUCUCGAGGACUUGGUGACGCAGCUAGGGUAUUGACUCUUCAGGAACAGACGGUAACAGUUUUGGGAGAGCGAGGCGCCGGUAGGGUUGGUCGUUUGCUGUUAUUAUUAUCCCCUGUGCGUGCACUUUGUCGGGGAACGUUAGAAGAACUUUUAUUCAAACCAACAGUUGGUGAAGUCAGUGUUGAAAGGUUACUUGGUGACAUGGUUCGUGCCACAAGAUCUACUUAAAUUUAUUUUUAAUUCAUGCAAUUCAUCAAUGUAAAAAUUAUUUUUUGAAAUUUAAUAAUCUAGAAAUUUUGUAUAGUUAUCUCAAUAACUAAAAUUUAGUACUAGAGGCGAAGAAAAAAAUAGCUUGUUUGGAAAGUGUAGCUGAAUCAAUUUUGAUAUUUUAGUUUAGAACUGAGAAUACCAAAAAUUAGUUAAGAAAUAACUUGUCAAUAAUUUUCGAGAUGCUUCAUUAUUUUUUUUUAAAUUUUUUAAUUGUGAUUGUUUUUUUCACAUUUCUUAACUAACUUCUGGCAUUUUAAUAAAUUCUAUAUUCAAACGUUAAAAUCGGUUCAGGUAUAGUUACUUUUCAAACAAAUUGCUUUUUUUUUCUCGAGAAGAAAGUCUGUCAAUUCAAAAUCCAAAUUUUGUUGUCAGAUCAACAUCAAUUUGCGAUUCGUUUAAUUAAUACUUUAUAGUUGUUAUAAUAAUUAUAAAUGUUAUUAUAAACUAAUAUUAUUUAAAUAAUCUAGUCAAUUGUUUAUCUUACACUAACAAAGGGGA